Messenger RNA from Lodderomyces jiufengensis, 1311 nucleotides. RefSeq names its product aspartate transaminase (gene AAT1). The transcript has a single exon. Bases 1 to 1311 code for a protein of 436 amino acids. Gene Ontology annotation, biological process: L-aspartate catabolic process; biosynthetic process. Gene Ontology annotation, cellular component: mitochondrion. Gene Ontology annotation, molecular function: pyridoxal phosphate binding; L-aspartate:2-oxoglutarate transaminase activity. NCBI's taxonomy places the organism in Eukaryota, Fungi, Ascomycota, Pichiomycetes, Serinales, Debaryomycetaceae. The record is from RefSeq and is a predicted model, not a curated record.
AUGUAUAGAACUCAAUUAAUUAAACAACAUCAACAAAGAUUAUUAAAAAUUAAAUCAUUUUCUACUACCAAUAGAAAUUUAAAAUUUAGUGAAAUUCCAUUAGCUCCACCUGAUAAAAUUUUAGGUAUUACAGAAGCUUAUAUUAAUGAUUCAAAUCCAAAAAAAAUUAAUUUAGGUGUUGGAGCUUAUAGAGAUAAUUCAGGUAAACCAAUUAUAUUCCCAUCAGUUAAAAAAGCUGAAGAAAUUUUAUUAAAAAAGGAAACUGAAAAAGAAUAUACUCCAAUUAUUGGAUCAAAAAAUUUUCAAUCAAUUGUUAAAAAUUUUAUUUUUAAUAAUUCAAAUAAAGAUUCAAAUGGUAAACAAUUAAUUGAUGAUGGUAGAAUUGUUACUUCACAAACUAUUUCAGGUACUGGAUCAUUAAGAGUUAUUGCUGAUUUUUUAAAUAGAUUUUAUACCAAUAAAAAAAUUUUAGUACCAAAACCAACUUGGGCAAAUCAUGUUGCUGUUUUUAAUGAUGCUGGUUUAAAACCUGAAUUUUAUAAUUAUUAUGAAACAAGUGUUAAUGAUUUAGAUUUUAACAAUUUAAAAAAAUCAUUAGAAUCACAACCUGAUGGAUCAAUUGUCUUGUUGCAUGCAUGUUGUCAUAAUCCAACUGGUAUGGAUCUAACUAAUGAACAAUGGGAUGAAGUUUUACAAAUUAUUCAAGAUAAGAAAUUCUUCCCAUUAGUUGAUAUGGCAUAUCAAGGUUUUGCAAGUGGUAAACCAUAUCAAGAUAUUGAAUUAAUUAGAAAAUUAACAAAAUUAGCUAAUGAAAAUAAAAUUCCAACAUUUGCAUUAUGUCAAUCAUUUGCUAAAAAUAUGGGACUUUAUGGUGAAAGAACCGGUUCAAUAUCAAUUAUAACUCCAUCAAAAGAAGAAUCAAAAGCAAUAGAAUCACAAUUAAAAAAAUUAAUUAGACCAAUUUAUUCAUCACCACCAAUUCAUGGUUCUAAAAUAGUUGAAGUUAUAUUCGAUGAACAAACUGGAUUAUUACAAGAAUGGUUAUCAGAUUUAGAUAAAGUUGUUGGUAGAUUAAAUGAUGUAAGACAAAAAUUAUAUGAUAAUUUAGAUAAAUCAAAUUAUAAUUGGGAUCAUUUAUUAAAACAAAGAGGUAUGUUUGUAUAUACUGGUUUAAAACCUGAACAAGUUAAAAAAUUAAGAGAUGAUUAUAGUGUUUAUGCAACUGAUGAUGGUAGAUUUAGUAUUUCUGGUAUUAAUGAUAAUAAUGUUGAAUAUUUAGCAAAUGCUAUUAAUGAAGUUAUUCAAGGUUGA